AUGUCAACAUCAAGAGAAAGAAAGUCAACCAAAAUUAUUAAUGAAUCUAGAAGACUAAGAAGCUUAGACCUCGAAAGUAGCAUACAGAGGGAAAAUAGUAAAACUCGAAGAAUAUAGACAGUAAUUCUAGAGAUAUUGAGUAUCUCCCCAACUACAAGCAAGCUCUACCCAAAGAAACAACGGAAAAAUCAAACAUUUCGAAGAAAAAUCGUAAAAUAGUUGAAUCCCAGGCUGAAUACUUAGAACAAAGAAGAGCAAACUCUAAGUUAGAGAGGGCCAGAAAGACAAGAAAGCAACACAAGGAAAUAAGCAAAAUACUUAACCAUACUCUGGAUGGGAACAAUAAGAGCAAAUAUGCUAAAGACUAUAUCCAAAGAAAAGUAGACCACCGGAUUCAAGAAAUUAAACAACUUUCCAGUGAGAAAAGGAAGAACCGUAUUGAAGACACCCAUAUUAUAGUCCAAAACAACUCCAAAAAGGAUGGAUUCGAUGAAUCUAAGAACUAUUACCAUGUAUUUCAUAUGAAUCCUGAUCGAGACACAUCUCCUGGCAAACCGAAGUUUAUGAAGAAUCAUGAAUUUGGGAAGCUGAAACAGGAUGAAAAUUUUCCUAAGAAAUCUGAUAAUCUUACUAGGACUCUAUUUCAUGACAACCUUUGUAAUAAGAAUAGAGGAGAUGCUAACAUAGCCGAGGAACAUGAUGCCAAUGAUGAGCAGAAGGGCUCUGAUUUGAGAGUAAAACACGAGAACUCAAAUACACUCGAGACUAGAACAUGUUCCGGCCUCACUUCUACUGAAGAUCUAUUCCAAAAAGUGGCUACAUAUGAUAAGAAUGCAAUCCAAGAUGAGAAAUCUGAGUUCCAAGAGGCUAAAGACAGAGCGAUAAUGGAGGGCAAAAAUAGAAUCACACAGUUAGAAAAUAUCGUUAAUGAUCUCAGAAUACAGAUUAAAUACUUAAAUGAUCAUGACUGAAACGAAGAUCUUAUCGAGAAGAUCACUCAAUAUCAAAAAUUAAUCGAAUUACAGAUAGUUGACACCUUGAAUCUAUCUAGCUUUAAAUAUUUGCAAAAAUGCAUCAAUGAGAUGAUUUCUCUGAACAGAGAAAGUUCAAAUGGGCUUCAGAUCCGAACUUCAAUAGAUUCUUUGGAGAUAAAAGAAGAUAAGAACUUCUUAUCUCCAAAAAACUCGGGAUAUUAUGAAAAAUCUCAGCCAGUAAAGACUUAUGUAAAGAAGGUAAAUCAAGCUAAAAACUCAUUCCCCCUUGCUGAGUCAAAGAUCAUGUCAACUCUCCCUAAAGACCUGAAAAAGAAGAAACAGCUCGAGCCUGUAAAGGAGCUUGAGAGUCAUGACUUAUUCGUACCUUUAACAGUGAGAAAUUCUAACAAAAAUUCGCAAGCAUUCAAGAAGCAAGUUGAUAAACACCGGGCCUCAAAGAAGUUGGGUGGUAAGAAGACAUCCUGACCGGGCAAGACCCUGCAGAAGACUAUUCAUGAGAAGUCUUCGAGCCUGUAUCAAGAGUUAAAAGAUAUGAAGAAUACGACCUCUGGUCUUCUUAGUACCAAAAACCAUACGAAGAAAAGGAUCAAGCAACAUAUGCUAAAACACAAGAGACAUUCUGUAGCCACUGACUAUGACUCAGAGAUUAAUAAGAGGUUAGACCAGGCGAUUGGAAUGGCUAGUCAAACAAAGAGCAGUUUUAAGCAAAAGACCUCUAAGAUCACAAAUCUCAGAAAUGCUUUACUUCAGAGCAAGCCAGUCUGUCUCACUCAGGAGAACCCAUCUAGCUCUCAUGAGCCUUCAGAUAUCCGCCCUCAGACUCAAAAGAAUGCUUAUCCGGCUAGAAGCUAUUUUUGGGAGAACACUUGUCUGAAUUCUCCCUCUAAACUGGCAGAUACUUUUGAGACUGUAGAAGCUGACCUAUACUAUGACUCGGAAAAGUGUGAGCUGUCCUUUUCAACAGAAAAAAUCCAAAAGCAAAGGUCAAAAAGAGAUAUGCCGCUGGUUCUUCCUUCGAAAAUUCUUAAAUAUUAAUCAUCAGUAUUGCUUAUUUGAAAA
Moneuplotes crassus is the source of this 2054-nucleotide messenger RNA. Lineage: Eukaryota; Ciliophora; Spirotrichea; Euplotida; Euplotidae. The record is from the annotation of a GenBank genome assembly.